Adelges cooleyi (spruce gall adelgid) is the source of this 4634-nucleotide messenger RNA. RefSeq names its product guanine nucleotide exchange factor DBS-like. The transcript is spliced from 19 exons. The coding region runs from base 356 to 3349 and encodes 997 amino acids. Gene Ontology annotation, molecular function: protein binding; guanyl-nucleotide exchange factor activity. Lineage: Eukaryota; Metazoa; Arthropoda; Insecta; Hemiptera; Adelgidae. The record is from RefSeq and is a predicted model, not a curated record. Gene Ontology annotation, cellular component: cytoplasm.
AUUAUAUACUUUUAUAGUUUACAUUUAGACUGCAGAGUGCAGUCAUAGACAAUAGUCAGGACUCAGUAGUCAGUUUUCGUUAUAACUUUAAUGUCGCGGAUUAACCGAACUUGUAUUUUCUAUGCGGUAUAAACAGUAAACACUAAACUAUGUUAGAUGAAUGCAAUAUAAACCAAAAUUGAAACUUUAAAUUAUUAUACAAUUUCUGUGCGAAGUACUUGUGAUAAUUGGUACUUAAUUACUUUUUACGUAGCUUCUAAUUAACGAGUUGGAAAUUUAAUAGUGUGACCAUGUAGUAUGACCAAAGUCCAAACGCAUUAUUUCCAAAAACCACAUUGAAGUAUCCUUAUGUAUAAUGUCGUCUCAUGAACCAAAACCGUCAAUAACCAAUGUUCUGGAUUUGUUAGCUCAACAGAAUAUUGUGAUUUCUGGAGGAAAAGUUAAAGAAGGCUAUUCUAUCUUAACAUUUCCAGACACUAAUCAUUUUUUUGAGCUAUCAGAAGAAGAUUAUGAAAAACUUAUAUCAUACAUUACCUCGGUGCCAUCUUUACAAGAGGUUGAUCUAGGUUUUGUGGUUGUCGUUGACAGACGCAAUGAUAAGUGGAGUUCAGUUCGAUGCGUUCUUCAACGAUUAGCAGAAUUUUUUCCGGGUCUUAUUCAUACUGUUUAUGUGAUAAGGCCUAAUGGUUUUUUUCAAAAAGCUAUUUCAGAAGUCAGUAAUAAGUUUUUCAAGGAAGAUUUUAAAUUUAAAGUAGUUAUAUGUAGUGACAUUGAAGAGCUACAUGAUUAUAUAGAUUUAACUGAGCUUACUGUAGAGCUCGGUGGUACAUUACCCUAUUUUCAUCAAUAUUGGAUCCAACAAAGAAUGGCACUUGAGAAUUUUUCUGUUGAAACCAAUGAAGUGUCUUCAAUGCUCAAUGAGUUUACAGAAAGAUUAACAAACGAUGCCAUUGAUUUGCCUGGCACAAAAGAACACGUGGCUGAAUUAUUAUGUCGACACGCCGUAGAAUUUGGAAGGUUGAAAGAUUACUUUGCUGAAGCUGUAAGAAAAGGCGAAACUUUAUUAAAUGACUUUAAACUAGACACCGAUACUUAUCAUGGCACCAUACCUUCAACUGUUACAAAUGUUGCGGCUCUUGAAAGAUUAUUGGUUCAAAUGGAAGAGACCGAAAGAGUAUUUGAUAGUUUUUGGGAACAGUAUUCUGGGCGACUCAAACAAUGUCACUCCUUAAGAGCAUUUGAAGAGAAUUUUAACCUAGUUCAGAGUUCAUUGAAUUUUCAUUUGAAAAUGUUAUCUGAAAUGACUGAUGUUGGUGAUUCAGUUGAACGGGUCGAGUUAUUACUUGAAGAACUAGUUGCAUUCCAGAAGUCAAGCCUUGAAAAAAUGAAAAUGAGCGAAGAGCUAUUACAUUGUGGUGGGCAGUUAUUAGCAUCAAAACGUUUUAUUGUCUUAGAAAGUGUCCAACCUAAGUGCGAUGAAGUACAAAGACUCACACAAACAUUAAAUGAUCGUUUAGAAAAACGUUUACAGACUUUAAAUAAAAGUUGUGAGCUACAAGCUCGAAUUCAAAAGGCCAGUGAGUGGUGUGCAAAAGGUGUGAAAUUAUUAGGCUCGGAACCAGCUGACAAGUGUACAAGUGCUGAGCAAGCUCUAGCUGAAUUGGAAGAGUUCAUGAAUAGUGCUCACCACCUUAAAGUAGAAAGCCCUAGGGAGUUCUAUUCUUUAUUUGAAGAUACCAUUACACCUGAAACUAAACCAAUUGUUACACAAGUAUUACAAAGACUAGACGACGUAACCACCAUGUGCGAUAAACGCUUAGCGAGUCUUAAGCGUUUGAUAAAUAAACCAAGACCUGUACAAUCAGUAAAUCCAGAACCUGCUAUUCCAAUUCAUUUAUCUAAUCUUUCAAAGGUAUCUAACAAUAUAGAUGAAUGCAAUACGAAAGUAUAUGAAAACAACGCUUCUAAAACUAAACACGUUCUCGAUGAGCUAUUGUAUACUGAACGACAAUAUACCACAGAGUUGGGUAGCAUACUUAGGGGAUACAAAGAUCAAAUGGAAUUACCAGAUAUGAAAACAUUGAUACCCACUGGUCUAAAGGGGAAAAGUGAAGUUUUAUUUGGAAAUCUUGAGAGCAUUUAUAGUUUUCAUAGUCAAUUUUUUUUGCCAGCUUUAGAAAGUAAUUCUUCAGAUACUGAAACAGUGGCAGUUUGUUUUACGGACAAUAGAGAAAAACUUCUGCAACUUUAUACUUACUACUGUGUAAAUCUUACGAGAUCAGAAGAAAUAAGAGAAACUAUUGGAGAAGACAACGAGUUCUUUAAAGCAUGUCAAAAGAAGCUUGGACAUCGUUUACCGCUCGGUGCUUAUUUAUUAUUGCCGAUGCAAAGAAUUACCAAGUAUCAACUUCUGCUUAAAGAGCUGUUGCACAAUGAAAAAAAUCAAAAUUGUAUUAAUAAAUUACAAAAAGCUCUUGACUGUAUGUUACUUGUUCUAAACAAUGUCAAUGAUAAUAUGCAUCAAAUUGGAAUAACUGGCUUCCAAGGCGAUUGGAAUGACCUUGGUGGGUUACUUUUGCAAGGAUCGUUUGCUGUAUGGGUUGAAAAUAAAAAAGAUUUGCUGAAGGAGCUUCGACUCAAGCCAAUGAGGCGUCAAAUUUUUUUAUAUCAGCAAGGGUUGUUGCUGUGCAAAAAAUCUUCAAAAGAUAAUAAACCUAUGUACCAUUUUAAGAAAUUUUUACGAAUGGGAAAAAUUGGUUUGACUGAAACUGUCAAAGGAGAUAUGACCAAAUUUGAAGUAUGGUUAGAAGGUCGUCUGGAAGUUUAUACGAUUCAAGCAUCGAAUGUACAGCAAAAACAACAAUGGGUAUCUGAAAUUAAGCGUGUGUUACUCGAGCAGCUAGCUGAAUUAAAAGGUGAAAAAAUCAAGCAAUACAUACAUGCUUUUGGGAAGCACGUGAAUUUAAGACACACUCAUUCCUUGGAUAACCAAAGUGAUUCAAAUUCCACCCGUGGAAGACGUCCACUUAGUCAUCAUGAAACGACUGAUGAUGAUUCUUCUGAUUAUAGUUAUACAGAUGAUGAGUCUCUUGAUGAAACAAUAAAACAAAAAGCUGAUAGUUAUAUAUCACUAGCUGACUACAAUGCUCUUCGGCCAACAGACGCCACUCUGAAGAGAGGGGAUAAAGUCGACUUAUUAAAGGCUGGUUCAAGUAGUUGGUGGUAUGUCAAAGUUCAUGGCUCGAAAACUGAAGGUUGGGUUCCAGCAGCUCACUUAGAAAUCAGUGGUCGUAAAUCAUCACAUAGUUCCCAAUCACUUUGUAGUCAUGGAUCAACAUCAACUGAUUAAAAUAAGUUUAUCAUUUAAGAAAUGGUGUGUAUAUAUUUGUGAUAUUAAGUAUUUAAUUUUUUUUUAAUUAUUAUUAUUACUAUAUAUAUACAGUCUAAUUUGAUUUAAUUUAUUUUAUUAAACUCCUACUAUAUAUAACACGCAUUAGAUAUUACGGUUCUAUAUAUAUUAGUUGAUUAUUAUUAUUAUUAUUAUAGUAGCAAACAAGUUUACAAACUCAAUACACAAUAUUAUUAGCUUUUUUUUUUUUUAUAAUCAGAAAAUGUUUGAGAGCUGUUGGUUUAUUAACAUAGUGAUAAUUGAGUUUUAUUAUUUCAAUGCUUUUAAUUGUUUAGUAUAUUCAUAAUAUUUUUUCUAAAAUAUGCAAAGUACAUAUUUUUAGAGUAUAAUAAUAAAAGUGAUAUAUAUUUUUAAUACUUUAUUGAACACUUAAAAAUGAUUAUAAAAUGAUUUUCUAAUUUAAUUUGUAUUCUAUAAUAUACCGUACAUACUUCUAUUGUUUGUAUAAAUUAAUAGCAUUUAUUGUUGCCAUCAGCUCUUGGGCGAUAUCUCGUGUUAGUUCCUCCUGAAUCCAUGCGUAACUCUUAGACUAAAUAUUUUUAAUAUGUGUAAAACAAUUAUUAUUAGGAAUGUUUAAUACUUUACAUAGAUUUAUGUACCUAUUUUAUUAUUGGAAAAAACUGUUUUGUUUAAAAUUAAUUGGGUUUUUAGAACCUAAGUUGGUGUAAUUUAUUUUUAAAAAUAUGUUCAAGAUGCUAUUUAUAUCUUAUUUACUUAAAAGUUGUAACUAGUUUUAUUUUUUUAAGUACGAGUUUUUGAAGUCAAUACUUGUCUAGUCAUAAAUAAUUCAUACCUCGUAUAACUGUUUAAACAUACUCUUACUGAUUUUGCACUUAAUUUUAAACAGAAUUUAUAAUUUUAAUGAUUAAAGAUUUCAUAAAAUAACCUCAUAAUAUUUACAACUGUUAUUUAAGAUUUGAUUUUCAAAUUUUAAUAAGUUUAGUAUACUCAUAUUUAUUGUUGUGUACAAUCAUAUACAAUCCAUCGUUCUUCUAAUUGUUAAUUGUUACUAGUCUUAUUUAUUAUUUGGCUGGUCCCUCGAAUGUAGUUUUAUGUUAAUUGUGUACUUUUUUAGUUUUUGUAACUCACUUAAUUGUUAGUAUUAUUUAUUUAUUAUUACUCAUGUUUUGUAUUUAUUAUUAUUUUAGUUAUUAUUACUAUUGCUAUUAUAUACGCCUUGUGAUUUUACAAUUUUGAAUUAUAAUUGUGACUCAAUUAAUCAAAA